AUGUGUGUUCCUGAGGAGGAGUAUGGGGUAACCCAUAAGGUGGCCACACCCUAUCAUCCCCAAACAAGUGUCCAGGUGGAAGUUUCCAUCAGGGAGUUAAAGAGAAUUCCUGAGAAAACUGUAAAUGCAUCUAGGAAAGAUUGGUCUUUCAAGCUUGAUGAUGCAUUAUGGGCAUAUAGGAUUGAAUUUAAAACUCCUAUUGGCAUGUCUCCAUAUAGGCUAGUGUUUGGAAAAGCAUGUCAUCUUCCUGUUGAGUUAGAGCAUAAGGCAUAUUGGGCUAUGAAAUUUCUUAAGUUUGAUUGGCAAGAUGCAGGUACUCACAGGAAAUUGCAACUUAAUGAGAUGGAGGAAUUUCGUGAAGCAGCAUAUGAGAAUGCAUGGAUCUACAAGGAUAGGACCAAGAGAUGGCUCAAGCUCUUUCUGGGCAAGUUGAAAUCAAGAUGGUAUGGUCAUUUCACCGUCAAGCAGAUACAUCCUUAUGGCAUUAUGGAAAUUUUCAAGGACACUGAAGAAUCUUUCAAGGUUAAUGGACAUCUCCUGAAGCAUUAUGAAGAUGGUGGAUUUGAGAAGGGCAACUUAGUCCUUCAGUUUCAUAAGCCGAACUAG
This is a messenger RNA of Diospyros lotus (date-plum), 606 nucleotides long. RefSeq lists its product as uncharacterized. The record is from RefSeq and is a predicted model, not a curated record. The coding region runs from base 1 to 606 and encodes 201 amino acids. Gene Ontology annotation, molecular function: nucleic acid binding. The transcript is spliced from 3 exons. NCBI's taxonomy places the organism in Eukaryota, Viridiplantae, Streptophyta, Magnoliopsida, Ericales, Ebenaceae.